Messenger RNA from Thalassophryne amazonica, 1037 nucleotides. RefSeq names its product RIMS-binding protein 2. The transcript is spliced from 5 exons. Bases 246 to 833 code for a protein of 195 amino acids. Lineage: Eukaryota; Metazoa; Chordata; Actinopteri; Batrachoidiformes; Batrachoididae. The record is from RefSeq and is a predicted model, not a curated record. Gene Ontology annotation, biological process: neuromuscular synaptic transmission. Gene Ontology annotation, molecular function: protein binding.
CAGCAGAUGAAAUGACAUUUUCCUUUUUCAAACAAGAUAUAAAAUAAAUGCUUUAGGCACCCACCACUUUGUAUUGCGUUCUCUUGUGUUGCAGUAUGCAGAAGUAGAGCAAUGAAUUGAUCCUACCGCUUCAAAGAGGAUUAUUAUCUACUGCUUAGCUGUUACCUCAAAUCGGGAUAAGGGUAAGGAGUGGUCUGCCAUCUCCAGCAGCCAUCUGUCUGCUGAGUGGAGCGCUCACACUGCACAUGUACAUGGAUGAGAGGCUGGAGUUGGAUGUUUUGAUAUACCCUGAUGAAAUAAGAAUUGCUACCCCAGAGGACCUCAGAGAUUGGGAACUAGAGACUGCGAGCCAAUUGUCCCUUCCCAUUGUCAGGUUGUUUGUGGCCCUUUACCCAUACAACCCUGCUGCGAUGUCUCCCAACACCGACACAGCUGCAGAGGAGCUGCCCUUUGUACCUGGCCAGAUCAUCAAGGUGUUUGGAGAAAAAGACUCUGAUGGGUUCUACCACGGUGAGUCCGGCGGCCUGUCCGGCUUUGUGCCAAGUAACUUGGUGGCUGAAAUCCCCGUGGAUGACGAUUACCUGAAGCAUCUACUCGUGCAGCAAGGAUUCCUCCCUGUGGAUUACACAGGCAUGUCUUGGACACCCGAUCUGAGUGACGUAGAUAGUAUUGAUGAUGAUGUGGUCAUUCGGAGAAUGGUGGCCUUAUUUGACUAUGAUCCAUGGGAAAAUUCACCAAACAUGGACAGUGAAGCUGAACUUGAGUUCCGUGCAGGAGAUAUUAUAUAUGUUUUAGGUGACAUGGAUCAAGAUGGAUUCUACUAUGUGAGUUAAACAAUUACACACAUUGUUAAAUCCUUCAGCAGUGACUUUUGUGCCUAACUUAUGCUUUCAUGUGAAUUUUAGGGGGACCUUCAUGGAGUGAGAGGCUUGGUGCCAUCCAAUUUCCUGGAGCCGCUUCCGUGGAAUUAGAGAAAAUAGUCACUUUCGGAUCUAUACCAUAUAUGCCCAAACCCAGACUCUGUCAUUUAAAAAAAU